Rhododendron vialii is the source of this 2175-nucleotide messenger RNA. Its product is annotated as F-box/FBD/LRR-repeat protein At1g13570-like. The transcript has 5 exons. NCBI's taxonomy places the organism in Eukaryota, Viridiplantae, Streptophyta, Magnoliopsida, Ericales, Ericaceae. Bases 684 to 1943 code for a protein of 419 amino acids. Gene Ontology annotation, molecular function: protein binding. The record is from RefSeq and is a predicted model, not a curated record.
AAAAAUCAUGUUGAUCGGAUAUAUGUUUUAUAUCAUUUCGAAGUACAUCCAUGUGCGAUAUGUGGGUUUUAGUUCAGUAUUUCGAACUUUGCUUUUUCCAUUUUUUUCAGCAUAAAUGUGUUUCGAGAACAAAAUGGCCGAUAUCCAAUGAACAUGAUUUUUGGCGUGACUAAUAUUCUCGACGAGGUCAAAAAAUGUGAAAGUUUGACCAUCCUAGUGGCCCGUUAAAUGAUUACUCUUGAAGUAGGGAAAAACCAACCAUUAAAAAAGGAAGGUGAUCAGUGCCAUCCGGAAAGGGCCCACAAACUGGCCGGGCUGGAUGGUCAAACAGACUAGAGAGGAUCCAAUCCCCCUGUUGUAUUUAGUAUAUGGACUUUGCUUAUAUCUUGUUUUGCCAUGAAGAAUUUCCCUGUAGCUUUUACAACAUCAACGGAUGGUGCAUUGUCUAUUUCUCGUUCUUGCACAGGAGCCAAAACGAACAUGCCUGCUACCUACUGUACUGGGACCUUACUAAGGGUAAUGAUUCGACUCACCCCAGGAAGAUGUAAGUUGCUGGUGGUUUCCAAUUUUGGUCUGAUUACUAAGUCCCUGACACCUAUCUGGUCCCCAUGCUUUGAAGUGAUGUCAAGCAACUCUUCUAGAAAGAUAUUGUGGUUGUCCUCUCCAGAUAUUGAAGGACUACAAUGAAUAAUCCUUGUUUUCGCACAAAAGAUUUUAUCAGUGACCUGCCAAAAAAUGUCAUAGAAAGUAUCCUUGCGCGGAUACCCUUACGAGAUGCAGCCAGAACAAGUAUUUUAUCAUCUAAGUGGAGGUACAUUUGGACUACGGUUUCGGACCUCGUGCUUGAUAAACAGUUUUUUGCUGAUACCUUGAGGACCAAAGGAAGGGUUAGACAGGAAUUCACGAACGCUGUUGAGAAAAUUCUCUUGCUUCACAGUGGCCCUAUUCAAAAGUUUGAUCUCCAUCUUCCAGAAAUAAUACUUGGUAAUUUCUGCUCAGAUAUUGACCGAUGGAUACUCUUCCUGUCGAGGAAUGGUAUCAAGGACUUGACACUCUGCAGUACAAUCGAUAUGCCUUAUAAGAUGCAUUCAUGUAUCUAUUCUUGUCGAGAGUUGACACGAUUGAAGCUUGUCAACUGCAUAUUGAAACCACCAAGUGAAUUGAGCGGCUUUCAAUAUGUCACUAGACUUCAUUUCCAGAGAACCACAUUUGGAGACAAUACGCUUGGUCCCCUACUUUCGAGGUCUGGGUUGCUUGAGAGAUUGACUAUCAAAUAUUGCAGUGGUAUUGGACAUUUGAAUAUCAAUGCUCCGAACCUCAACUCGUUAUUUAUAAUCGACAAUAAUGGGUUAGAAUCACUGUCUUUUGUGGACACCCCCAAUCUGAGGUACUUCUUCGGCUCACUAUGUGAUAAAAUGGGAAAAACACCCACAUUGAUGGAGUUUCUUGUUGCCUUGCCUAGAGUUUCCAAGCUUAAUUUGGAUGGAUUUUUUCUUGAGCUUUUGGCUGCAGGUGGUAGUCCACGCAAGCUUCCAGCAACAUUUACUCGAAUGAACUCGCUCUCUUUAGCAGAUGUGGAGUUCGGUGACUUUCAUGUUUUUUCAUGCACUCUUUGUUUGAUCCAAAGUUGCCCCAACUUGAUGAAACUUACGUUUUGGUUCUCCAUAAAUGAGAGCACUUAUGAAGAGCGGGUUGUAAAUUAUUUGGAAGUACCAGGUUGCAUGGAUCAAACGCUCACCAAACUUCUCUGUGUGACAAUGCAUGACCUUGUGGGUUUGAAGCCUCAGCUACUUCUCAUCAAGCUUCUGCUAGCAUGUUCUCCAAUGCUUGAAACAAUUUUUGUUGGGCUAAGUGAGCAACUCGACAUAAACGAAAGAUUCGAAAUAUCAAAAGAGUUAUCACAUUUUCCUCGGUUGUCACCUAAAGCGGCAGUUAUGUACUAGAAAGUAAUGCCGUAGUCAGUGAUAUUUUGCCACUAGAAAGUAAUGCCGUAGUCAGGGAUGUUUUGCCUGUUCACUCUUUCCUUCUUCUUCUGGUGUCUGGACCUAGAAAAUUUAGUAGACCUUUUAGUAGCACUGGCUGGCGUAACUGAAACCUUAUACGUGAAGGUUUCAAAACUGGUACUGUAUUAUGUAAUGACUCUUAACCACAUAUGCUUACACCAUCCUUCAUGAA